Penicillium roqueforti is the source of this 1851-nucleotide messenger RNA. Its product is annotated as GMC family oxidoreductase. Bases 1 to 1851 code for a protein of 616 amino acids. The transcript has 2 exons. Lineage: Eukaryota; Fungi; Ascomycota; Eurotiomycetes; Eurotiales; Aspergillaceae. The record is from RefSeq and is a predicted model, not a curated record. Gene Ontology annotation, molecular function: oxidoreductase activity, acting on CH-OH group of donors; flavin adenine dinucleotide binding.
AUGGCAACUUUCGACACCGAGUCCUCGGCAGGUCUUGAGAACGCAUCUUAUGACUUUGUGAUUAUUGGAGGAGGUACUGCUGGCCUCGUGGUCGCCAAUCGACUCACUGAAAAUCCCAAUAUCCGCGUCCUCGUCCUGGAAGCCGGAACAAACCGUCUCAAUGACCCUCGAAUCAUCAUUCCCGGCUUAGGGCCGGCGACACUUGAAGACGAGGACUUUGAUUGGAAUUUUCGAUCGUGUCCCCAGGAACAACUCAAUGGCCGUAAGCUCUUAGGCAGCAAAGGUCGCACUUUAGGAGGCUCCUCAGCAAUCAAUAUGGGAAUGGUCAUCUAUCCCUCUCGUUCCGGGUUGAAUGCCUGGGAAACAUUGGGCAACCCCGGCUGGGGAUGGGAUGGCCUAGCCCCAUAUAUUCGCAAGUUUCAUACAGCAGCACCCCCAUCAGAUGACAACCGUGAGUUCUUCAAGGGGAUGAAAUAUGACCAGCAGGAUCAAGGUAGCACGGGUCCUGUUCAAGUCUCAUUUGGAGAUCAGUACAUGCCUUACCAUGCGGCAUGGAUGGACACCUUCAAAAAUCUUGGGUACCCGCAGGCCGAUGACCCGAUCAAUGGCGCCGGUACCGGUCCCUUCGUGAACCCCGGUUCUAUUGAUCCCGCCACACACACCAGAAGUCAUUCUGCAGCUGCAUAUCUGGGGCCGGAGGUGCAAGCUCGGUCGAAUCUCCGCGUUGUAACUGGAGCCUGGGUUGAAAAGAUUGUCAUAGAGAAGGGAAGCAACGGUGGUGAUGCCAUUGCUACUGGUGUCUUGUUUAGCAAAGACUCAAACGUGUACACCGUGUCAGUCGCGAAAGAAGUCAUUCUUGCUGCCGGAACAACCCAAUCCUCUCAAAUUCUCGAGCUAUCUGGUGUUGGAGAUGAAAGCCUCCUCCAGUCCUACGGGAUCCCGACAAUAAUCAACAACCCCGGUGUUGGCGAGAACAUGCAAGACCACGGUAUUGUCUCGUUCGGAUAUGAAGUCGCAGACGGUAUGCCGUCAGGCGACAUGGCUCGGGACCCUGCCGUUGCGGGUGCUGCCAUGGCCGCUUAUCAGAAGGAUGGCUCCGGACCCCUUGGCAUGGUGCCCCUGGUCUCUGCAUUCAUGCCACUUGUAGAUACCCCCGAAGACGAGCGGACUCAAUUGCUACAGAAGCUGCAAGCUUCGAUAGACAGUCCCGACAUCUCGCGGACACACAAGAAGCAAUAUGAAGCAUUACGCACCCUACUCCAGAAUCCCGACGAACCUAAUGCUCAAUUUAUUCUAGCGCCAUUCCAGCUUUUGCCCCGGGAAGGAGAAUCCCCCAAACGUCUUUUCGGUCUCGGGCACCCGGGUUUCUUUAUUACUCUUGUUUCUCUGCUUAGCUACCCUCUAUCACGAGGGUCCGUCCAUAUCCAAUCUUCUGACCCCAAGGCUGCUCCUCUCAUUGAUCAUGGAACUCUCCGUCACCCGGUUGAUCUGGAGUUGCAUGCUAGGCAUAGUAUGUGGAUGGAUAAGAUUGCUGAGACGGAGCCAAUGACAUCGCUACUGAAGAAAGGUGGCGAACGCCUCCACACACCGGAGCCUCUGACGGAUCUUGAGAAAGCAAAGGAGCUGUGCACAGAGCUCGUCUUGUCUAUGUUCCAUGUCAGCGGUAGCUGUGCGAUGAUGCCACAAGAAGAUGGCGGUGUUGUGGAUUCCCACCUGAAAGUGUACGGCUCGGCUAAUAUCCGCGUUGUCGAUGCUAGUAUUUUCCCCUUGGAGCCGAGAGGUAAUAUCCAGGCGACUGUGUAUGCGGUUGCUGAGAAGGCGGCGGACAUCAUCAAGCAGGACUUAAACUAG